Messenger RNA from Dioscorea cayenensis subsp. rotundata (Guinea yam), 1842 nucleotides. RefSeq lists its product as uncharacterized. The coding region runs from base 238 to 1521 and encodes 427 amino acids. Lineage: Eukaryota; Viridiplantae; Streptophyta; Magnoliopsida; Dioscoreales; Dioscoreaceae. The transcript is spliced from 2 exons. The record is from RefSeq and is a predicted model, not a curated record.
CUUCAUUGCUUGCAGAGCUAUAUCUCUUCGUUGGAAAAAAUUUACACCAAAAAGUUGCCCAAAAUUGGAGCUUUCGUUGGGGAUUGGCUUCGGUUUGGGCUGGGAUUGGGAUUUUGAGGAGGUUUUGGUGUGAUUUUGAUGGGUUUUUAGUGGAUUUUGGAUUGUUUUCUGGCUGGAUUUGUGGUGUUUUGGCUUGAAUUGGAGAAGAUUUGGGGGUUUUUGGUGGGUUUUUUGAGGAUGAGUGGGGUGAAUAAUAGCGUGGAGACGGUGAAUGCCGCCGCGACGGCGAUCGUCUCUGCGGAGAGUCGGGUUCAGCAAAUCGCCGUUGAGAGGAGGAGAUGGAGAACUUGUUUUAGUGCAUACUGGUGCUUUAAGCCUCCGAGGCACAGCAAACGUGUCAAUCAUGCAGUUCUUGUUCCCGAGCCGACAUUGCCUGGGUCUGAAGCUCCUGCACCUGAGAACCAAAACAAUCCACCAGCAUUAGUUCUACCUUUCAUCGCCCCACCUUCAUCUCCUGUUUCUUUUCUCCAGUCAGAACCAUCAUCUGCCACUUUAUCACCGGCAGGCCCCAUAUCCCGUGCUACUUUUGCGGCAAGUGCCUACUCACCUACUGGCCCUGCAUCCAUCUUUGCAAUUGGGCCAUAUGCACAUGAGACCCAGUUAGUCUCUCCACCUGUCUUCUCAACGUUCACCACAGAACCAUCCACCGCAAACUUCACUCCUCCCCCGGAACCUUUGCAUCUGACCACUCCCUCAUCGCCAGAGGUGCCAUUUGCAAGACUCCUGGCCUCUUCGCUCAAUGCCAACUGCAGCAAGGGCGAAGUCUGGGAAUUCAAUUCGUAUCAGCUUUACCCAGGGAGUCCAAUAGGUCACCUUAUAUCACCAAGCUCUGCCUGUUCAGGAACCUCAUCUCCUUUACCUGAUGCGGAGUACUCUUUGUCUGGUGGCAUCUCCUUACCAGUAUUCCCCAUUGGUGAACCACCCAAAAUCUUGUCUGGCGAAGGUCUUGCUUUGCGUAAGCUGACCUCUCUUCAUGCUGCUCGAGAUGGUGGUUCAAUUCUGGAUGGUCAGAUAUCAGCGAUCUCACCAAGGAGGGAUCCAACUACAGAAUCACAGAAUGGUGAGGCUGAUGCCAAUCACCGGCUGUCAUUUGAGUUGACUGCAGAAGAUGUUGCCCUUUGCAUUGCCAAGAAGCCUUUCUUCUCCGGAGAACUUACAUUAGAACCUCGAUUAGCUGCAACCACGGAAACAGCUGCAAGUAACGGAAAUUCUGAUGAAACAACAGCCAACAAUAGCAUACUUUGUGUUGAUGAAACCUAUCAUGAUUUGCCUGUGAGAAUACAGUCUUCUACUGGUCUUCAAGCUGCCAAAGAAUUCAAAUUUGACAAUGCAGAUGGGGCUUCUUCAGAGCCUGGUGUGGUAGGUUCAGACUGGUGGGCAAAUGAGAAGGUUGCUGGAACAGAAGUUGUAGCCAAGAAGAACUGGACAUUCUUCCCUAUGAUACAACCGGGGGUCAGCUAAUUUGCGAGACAAAAACUCUCUCAGCUACUCAAUUUGGCAUCUUCAACCGGAAUCAAAGAUCCGAACUUCAUGCUGGCCGAGAUGGUGAUCUUCAUGUGAAUGAAGAUGGAGGGAUGGAUUGUUUACACCUACUGGCUGGAACUGAAAUUCACAAAAUUAAAUCGAGAUUUUCUGUCUAUCUGUCUGUCUGUGAUGAACUGGUAUAACACAGAGCCGGUUUCGAUUCUGUUGUGUAUGUUUUUUUUUUGUUUUUGUUUCAGUAAUAAUCUGUAGGAAAUUCUGAUUGUUGUAUGAUACAUAUCAUGCUGCAGCACUUUCUUU